Messenger RNA from Stylonychia lemnae, 2160 nucleotides. The record is from the annotation of a GenBank genome assembly. NCBI's taxonomy places the organism in Eukaryota, Ciliophora, Spirotrichea, Sporadotrichida, Oxytrichidae.
AUGGAAUGUCCAUCAUGUUAUGAGUAUUUCGAUGAUAUAUCGAGAGUACCGAGGAACCUUAAUUGUGGUCAUACUUUUUGCGAAGAAUGCUUGGUUAAGAUCGAGGAGCAAAAGAUGACUUUCUGCCCUAUUUGCAGAACAGCUCUCUAGAAACCAUUUAAAGCUAAAAAACUUCCCAAAAAUUUCAUUGCCCUAGACUAUGCUGUGAAACAACAGGAAAUCUUAAAGAAAAGCAAUUUUUGCGCAAUUCACAACAAAGAGCUAAUGAGACACUACUGCAUAACUUGCAAGCAUUUAAUUUGCAUAGAAUGCAUUGUAGAACACAGUGGUCAUGAGUUUGUCAGAAAAGAGGAGUCAACUUUCAUUCUUAAAGAAAACGGAGAGAACAUUAUCAAAUCCUUGGACAAUCUCAGCAAUAGGACUGAAGUUUUGCUAAAAGAUGGCUUUGCUCUGUGCAAGGAUAUGAAAUAAAGGAAAAUCAAGGACAUGAAAAUGAUAGAUGAGAUAUUUGAUAGGAUUGCCAAGAAGAUAAUGCUGAAGAAGGCACAACUUAAAAAGGAAUACAAUGAGGCUUUUAACCUGGAAUUAGAUAGAGUAAAUCUCGAGCAAGAAAACUUCGAGAAACAUCAAAGUUUGCUUAACUUCAAUAAGGAGACUGUGCAGAAAUUAGUGACUGAGCUAGACUAGUUCCAAGGCAAGAAGAUCUAGGGAACAGAAAUUUCAAAUAAGUUGGAAAAUUUCAAGAGACAGGAAGAAGAACUUAAAGACCAAACUGAUAAGCUGAUAGGAAUAAAAGCAUCCUACCCAUCGUUUGAUCUGAAUACCUCUGAACUAGAUAAAACUAUAAGAAAUAUGGGGUCUAUCUAGCACAGAACGAUAAUGAUGACUAAUAAGAAAAUAUGUUUCUUUGGCGAUACAAAUAAAGUCAUGAGUUUUGACCUGCAAACUGAGAAAUGGAGCAUUAAAACUCUUAGUAGAAGCAAUAAUGAAUUCCUGUACUAUGCAGCAGCUGUUACUCUUCCUAAUGGAGAUGCUUUUAUUACAGGAGGAGGAUCUUCUACCACAGUUUACCAGUAUUUGACUCAGAAAGAGGAACUAAUAUAGAAAAGAAGUAUGAACCAAAUGAGAAAAGAACAUGCAGCUGUGAUUAAUGAGAAUUAUGUCUACGUUAUGGGUGGAUAUGAUGGAGUUUAGAACAUAUUCCUGAACUGCUGCGAGAUAUACAACACUCAAACCAAUGAAUGGAAGUACUUUGCACCCAUGAAUAUAAGCAAAUGCGCUUUUUCUGCCACCAUCGUGAACAAGAAAUACAUUUACACUUUUGGAGGUUACGAUGGUUAAAAUAGACUAGAUGCAAUUGAAAGAUACAGCUUGACUGAGGCAUCAUGGGAGUUACUCAGAGUCAAACUUAAGUUCCCACUUUCAAACUGCGCUUGCUUCUGCCCUGAAAAGAAUAAAGUCGUUUUAUUUGGAGGUGGCUUUAGUUCUGGCUUCUCCCCAUAUGUUGAAUAAAUUAAUGUAGAGACUUAAUAGUGGUCAGCUUUACCUAUAAUGGCUGAGGGAAGAGAUUUGAGAAAUAAAGUAGUUUUUAAUGAGGAUCACGCCUUUGCAGUUGGAGGUCUAAACAGUAAAGCAGAAAAAUUUAACUUUUAGAGGAAAUAAUGGUACCCAUUGUAAGACUACCCUAUAGCAGAUAAUUUAGAUUCUUGGGCUUGUGCACUUAGCUUUGUCCCCAAGGAGUAUCCUAUUGGAAGAAGUGACUCAUCAUCUGUAAGCUCUGGUCAAAAUGUUCCAUCUAGUCUAAAAGAGGAGGAAGAAGAGUUGAGAGAUUUGAUUGAGUAAGAGAAGGUGAUUGACUAAGAGAUUUUAGAGGAGUUAGAAAGGUAUAAGGUUGACAGAGAACUUGGAGCAAGUAUUGACUUGAUUGGAGAAGAGGUAGACAUAAGAUUUGCAGAAGAAUCAGUAGAUCAGAUUGGAUCAGACUACGUAGGUUCAUAAAUCAGCAGCAGAGACACCAGCAUGAUAUCUGCUUCAGGAGCCAGUUCCUAGGGGAAUAACGGGCAGUAAAAUCCAGCUGUAGCUGGAGGUAGUGUGGGUGGCUCAUCUAACAGUAAUACUGCUCCGAGAAAUCGUAUUGCCUCCAAUUUUAACAGGAGAUGA